GCCGAAAGAGGUGCCACUUUUUGAAUUGCUGAAUGAUGGAAUUUUGAGUGAAACUUCAGCCAGAUACUUAAGAUAAUACGUGGUGCCACCAUUUCUGGUUCUAAGCCAAAAGUUGCCGACGGACAAAGUUCAAAAUACAGCCGGUCGGGAUGGGAACUUUGUCAUUAAGCGAUUUUAAGGAAGUGAGAAUCCCAGCACCUUGGGGUCACAUAUCAGGACGCUGGUAUGGUAAUCGAACUGAACGACCGAUCUUGGCAAUCCACGGAUGGUUGGACAACCUGGGCACCUUCGAUCGAUUGAUUCCCCUACUUCCCGACUAUAUAGGAGUGCUCUGCAUCGAUCUACCUGGGCACGGAAGAUCCUCUCGACUGCAACCGGGGAUGCACUAUAAUGCCCACGAUUACGUGCUUAUAAUUCCGCGAGUAAUGAAGGAGUACGGCUGGUCAAAAGUAUCAUUGAUGGGUCACUCACUAGGUGGCAUCAUAAGCUUCAUUUACACUUCGCUGGCUCCACACACAGUCGAUAUGGUAAUCUCUCUUGACAUACUGGUGCCUAAUUUAAUGGCUCCAAAAAGGGGAGUGGACUAUAUUGCCAACAGCAUGGAGAAACACUUGGUGGAGGAGGAUCGUCAGACGGAGGGUCAUUUACACGAGCCGCCUUCCUAUACCCUUUCGCAGUUGACCAAAGUCCUCGCCAAGGGGAGUUUCAACUCGGUGGCACCCGAGUUUGCCCAACACCUACUCCAUCGCCAGGUGUUAAAUUCGCAACUGUAUCCGGACAGGUUCUUCUUCUCCCGGGAUGGUCGAGUUAAAUACUACACCUUAGCCCAAUUGGAGACAGGACUUGCUGAGACUAUGGCAAAGCGGAUUGGAAGGAAGCCCUAUCUGAUUAUUAAGGGAGGAAGUUCCCGCUUCCUGGGAGCUUCCAGCCAGAACCCGAUGGCCAUCAUUCGGCAAAAUAAUCCGCAUUUUGAGUUCUAUGAGAUUGAGGGUGGUACCCACCAUGUCCAUCUCCACAAUGCUGAGGGGUGUGCCCGUUACAUAGUGCCCUUCAUCAGGCACCACCGACCUCCAGCUCUGACUUCUUGGUCCCUGACUGGAAAGGAACAGGAACUUAGUUUCCAAGAGAAACGCCAGCAACAAGAGAGAUUCUUUCAAAGGAGUAAAAACAAACUGAGCAAGCUGUAAAAUAAUCAUUAAAUACCCCAUUCCACAUUAAACUAAUUGAUAUAUUGCCAAAAGUAUGUAGACAGUAACCGAAUAGUUAACUAGCUAAUCUUUUAUAAGGAAGUCUAAGAAUCACAGUCACUAAAUAAAAUGUUUAGCAUCUCAGGUUAAAAAGAACUUAACAAAAGCAUAGAAAAAUACUAAAUAAAUUAUUUAAAGUGUCUUCAAUGGCCUGAGUUAA
This is a messenger RNA of Drosophila eugracilis, 1407 nucleotides long. RefSeq names its product probable serine hydrolase. The transcript has 2 exons. The coding region runs from base 150 to 1187 and encodes 345 amino acids. Lineage: Eukaryota; Metazoa; Arthropoda; Insecta; Diptera; Drosophilidae. The record is from RefSeq and is a predicted model, not a curated record.